Dalotia coriaria is the source of this 1036-nucleotide messenger RNA. RefSeq names its product BCAS2 pre-mRNA processing factor (gene BCAS2). NCBI's taxonomy places the organism in Eukaryota, Metazoa, Arthropoda, Insecta, Coleoptera, Staphylinidae. Gene Ontology annotation, cellular component: precatalytic spliceosome; Prp19 complex; catalytic step 2 spliceosome. The record is from RefSeq and is a predicted model, not a curated record. Gene Ontology annotation, biological process: mRNA processing. Bases 95 to 973 code for a protein of 292 amino acids. The transcript is spliced from 2 exons.
ACCUUAGUACAGUCGAAAACAAACGCGUUGUUCCAACGUAACCUUUAAAAACUACUAAAAACAUCCACAAAACAGCGCAUAAAAGUGAUAAAUAAUGGCUGGAGAGGUAAUUGUAGAUGCUCUGCCCUACAUAGAUCAAGGAUACGAUGAACCAGGCGUUCGUGAAGCUGCAUUUGCACUCGUGGAAGAAGAAUGUCGUCGUUACAGGCCAACAAAAAACUACCUAGACAUCUUACCACCUUUAAACGUAACAGCCUUUGAAACAUCAAUGAUGCACGCUGAAUUCGAACGCCUACAAAACCGCCUGCCCAUGGAAACAAUGUCUAUGAAACGCUACGAACUUCCGCCACCACCAGCCGGCAAACUCAACGAAGUCAGCGCGUGGUACGAAUGCGUCGAAAACUCACAUGCUCAACUAGAACAUCAAGCCGUUAGAAUAUUAAACCUCCAACUCAUGUUGGAAUAUUGUUGUCCAGCAUGGCAGAGAUAUUUAGAGAGUUUGCAAGACUGUGAAAGAAUUGCCUCGAAAAAACUAACAGCACUCAAACAAUCCCUACAAGAAGUAAACUGGCAGAGAAAAUCACUACAAACCAAAGGUGGUGAACAACUAAGAAACCUAGAAGCCAAAUGGGUAGCUCUUGUGUCACACAACUAUGAAAUAGAACAAGCAUGUUGCUUAGCAGAAGAAUAUCUUGCACAAUUGAAAGAAUAUGAAAGAAAUCAAUUACAAAACGCACCAGAGAAUCAACCAGAACCUCCAGAAGAAGCUGCACAAGUAGAAACAGAAGAAAUGAGCGUCCCACAGGAAGAUACACAAGAAAAUGUCGAAAAUAUGCAGGAAGACACUCAAGAAAUCAAUGAUAAACAAGUAGAAGAUGAUGAAGGAAGCAAUGAGAGUUCAGGAAGUGACCAGGGACAUCAACCAGAAGCCGAACAACACGAGUCGAAUGAAGAAGCAAACGAAAGUGAUUAGAAGUAAUUAUUUACUGUAUGUAUUUGUUGUAAAAAUGCAGUACUAAACACCGUCUCAGUCGCA